GGAUUAAUUAACAUAGAACAACAGAGCCUGAAAUCUGAAAAUGAGAGAUCCACGGAUGAAGAAGCCGGCAACCAAGGAAGCCGAUAUUCACACGUCACUCCUCCCGGAGCUCAGACCACCACUGGAGAGGAAGAGCACCGACACCGAUGACGGAGGCGCUUCGGUCCCCGGCGCGGUAUUCAACGUGUCGACAAGCAUUAUUGGAGCCGGAAUUAUGUCGAUUCCGGCUACUCUCAAGGUCUUAGGGAUCAUUCCGGCCUUUAUACUGAUCGUGAUCAUCGCUGUCCUCUCCGAUGUUUCAGUUAAUUUCCUACUGAGGUUUACAAAUAUCGGCAAUUCGAGGACAUACGCCGGAGUCAUGGGAGAGGCGUUUGGGAGAAUUGGAUCACUAGCGUUGCAGAUUUGUGUGAUGCUCACCAACAUGGGUUCGUUGAUCAUUUAUCUCAUUAUAAUCGGUGACGUAUUGUCUGGGAGCCAAUCCGAAGAAUCAAUAUAUUUGGGUGUUCUGCAGGAAUGGUUUGGUUUCCAUUGGUGGAACACGCGUGCUUUCGCACUCCUCUUCACUGUGCUCUUUGUCAUGCUUCCUCUUGUCUUGCUACGCCGUGUAGAGUCGCUGCGGUUUACUUCAGCCGUGUCGGUUCUUCUCGCUGUUGUAUUUGUUGCAAUUAGUACAGUGAUGGCAAUAGUUGCACUUUGGGAAGGGAAGACACAGAGCCCAAGACUUUUUCCAGAUCUUGCCCAUCAAGCAUCUUUCUUUGAGCUCUUCACUGCUGUUCCUGUCAUUGUCACGGCUUUCACCUUCCACUUCAAUGUUCAUCCAAUUGCGGCAGAACUUCAAAACCCUUCCAAGAUGGUCUCAGCAGUUCGAAUAUCACUAAUACUAUGCUCCACAAUUUAUUUGACUGUUGGGUUCUUUGGGUACCUACUGUUUGGAGACUCUAUCAUGCCAGACAUACUAGUUAAUUUUGACAGAAAUUCUGAUUCUCCAAUGGGUUCAGUACUUGACGACACUGUUAGGUUAAGCUAUGCACUCCAUCUCAUGUUAGUUUUUCCUCUACUGAACUUCUCUCUAAGGGCCAAUAUCCAUGAACUCUUCACCAAGUCACCUCCCUCGGCUUCAGACACCACCAAAUUUGUUUCUCUCACUUGCUCUCUUCUGGGUCUCAUUUACAUUGCAGCAAUAGCCCUACCAAAUAUAUGGUACUUCUUUCAGUUCAUGGGCUCAACAUCAGCUGUCCGUCUUACACUCAUUUUCCCAGGCGCCAUUGCCUUGAGGGAUGUUCACGGGAUAUCCACAAGAAGAGAUAGGAUAUUGGCAGCACUGAUGAUUAUCUUAGCAGUAAUUACAAGCUGUGUUGCUAUUACCUCCAACGUAACUAGUUUAACUAGAUAAUUAUAAUUACCUUCUUUUCCUUUUACAUGGGUCAAUCUAUUAAUCAUACGUAUGUAUUCGUUUUGUAUUAUGUAAAAAUUUCUAUAGCAUAUACCCAUACCAUCAAAUGGAAAUUGUGUGGAGGCUUGUAAGUAUUGCUAUUGUGCUAGCUAGGAUUGAAAAGUUAGCAUGAUCACUAAUGAGGAUGUUGUGGAUGUUUCACCUCUUC
Messenger RNA from Macadamia integrifolia, 1601 nucleotides. Its product is annotated as amino acid transporter AVT6C-like. The transcript has 5 exons. The record is from RefSeq and is a predicted model, not a curated record. Gene Ontology annotation, biological process: amino acid transmembrane transport. Gene Ontology annotation, molecular function: amino acid transmembrane transporter activity. NCBI's taxonomy places the organism in Eukaryota, Viridiplantae, Streptophyta, Magnoliopsida, Proteales, Proteaceae. Bases 41 to 1393 code for a protein of 450 amino acids.